Daucus carota subsp. sativus is the source of this 2143-nucleotide messenger RNA. RefSeq lists its product as uncharacterized. Bases 622 to 2076 code for a protein of 484 amino acids. The transcript is spliced from 6 exons. Lineage: Eukaryota; Viridiplantae; Streptophyta; Magnoliopsida; Apiales; Apiaceae. The record is from RefSeq and is a predicted model, not a curated record.
UUCCUGCGUUGCCUUACCUCACUCCGAGGCUGCUUCCCAGGCAAGGCUCCCUUACCACCUGCAUUUUAAUUUUAUUGGCACCGUUAUAUAACCACGACCUCGCCAUUGCUUCCUCUGGAGGGUCUCAGCUCGAUCCGGCGUCCAAGCUUCCUGGUUCCCUCAAUUCAGAUCGUCACAUUUCCGCGCGCAGUUGAAGAUCUUAUUUGCGUUCAUCCGAUUGAUUUGCGGCGCGAACUAUGCUCGUCGUCUAACUUUGUCCAGGUCCUCACUGCGGUCCAAUCACUCCCCGAGCACGCCCCCUCUGUCUCAGAUCCUACAGCGGGUGUGUCCUUGUUUGAUUCCAUCAAUAUGCCCGAUUCUGAAGGUUGGUUAACAUCGUCCCAUAGUUUAAUAGAGGCUUUGUAUUAAAAUCCAGAGAGACCUAUUCCAUUCCACGCUGCCUGUGAAAGCAGGCCGUCCAGCUGCAGGGGCGGAGCUACUACCAGACUUGGGCGGCCCAAGCUCACCAUCACCGAGGAUGUUUUGGAGAGGAGAAGGCUAUCCAAGCGUAGGCAAAAUGUUCGGCGGACCAUCCAACAAGGUGCAACACCAAAUGGUGUUUUGAAUGUAUCUUCUCGGGAAAUGCAUCCUCCUGGACACUCUACCAGUCAGUUGAAUGCAGCUGAUGGAGGUGCUGAUGGAGGUGAAGCUAGCAGCGCAGAGGAGGGUUUGCAUAUGGAGACCUCAGCUGAAGGUUCAGCUUUGGAACAAGGUUCUGGCACUGAUCAUGCGGCGGGAGGACAAGCUGAUCCAGGACCAGGGGAAACACGCCGGCAGCGCGCAUCCAUUAACAAGAAGAAGAAAGAAUUCAAUGACAUCAAUGUUGUGUUGAACAUGGGCAUGCCAACUCAAACAUGUGGAUCCUACCAGGCCCAAGUGUGGGCUGAAGAAUUCACCGGUAGACAUGCAGGUGCAGGAGCCAAGUCGUAUUCGAUUUGUUGUGGUAAAGGCAAGGUGCAACUCCCAUUCUUACGUGUACCACCUUUGGAACUGACCCAGCUACUCACAGGAAAUGAUAUGGUGGCAAAAAUAUAUUUUCAGAAGAGCCGCAUCUAUAACACCAUGUUUGCAUUCUGUUCAUUUGGUGGAAAGGUGGAUGAAUCAGUCAAUAAUGGGAGAGGGCCAUAUGUUUUUCGGGUGACUGGACAAGUGUGUCACAACAUUGGCUCUUUGGUGCCGCCGGAUAGACAAACUCCGAAAUUCGCACAGUUAUAUAUGUAUGAUGGAUAUGAGGCAAAUGAGCAUCGGAUUAAUUACGCGGGAAGAAAAGAGGGGGUUGAUAGAUUGAUUGUUACAGCCCUUGAUAGCAUGCUCGCUCGCAACAAUGCCUUGGUUGGAAUAUUCCGCCAAAUAAGACAGCGGUUUGCUGAUAUGGAAGUUCUUCCUGUACGCUUGAAAUUGUUUGAGAGGCGCACAACUGAUGGCCGUUUUAAUAAUACUCAGUCUGAGGAUGAUUAUGAAAUCGAGAAUAUUCAUGCUGUAAAUGAAUUUGAGUUCGCUGGUCUUGCUGUCGAUAACGACUUUGCAAAUAAGAGGGACAUGGUUAUUCACAGUAAAGCUUUAGGACUGCAGCAUAUAAGUGAGUUACAUCCCUGUUAUAUGUCCUUGCAGUAUCCUCUGCUGUUCCCGUUCGGCGAAGAUGGUUAUCGAACUGGUAUAAAACACCGUGAUGUACGCAGCUCAGAUAACCGGAGGAACAACACUGUAAGUAUGCGCGAAUAUUAUGCUUUUAGAACACAUUUCCGAGUAGCUGAGGGGCAUGCAUUGAUACUUGGUGGAAGAUUAUAUCUACAAUUCCUGGUUGACGCUUGGUGCUCAGUGGAACGCAGUAGAUUGCUGUGGGUACAGCGAAAUCAAUCUUUGAUUAGAUCAGAUCUUUAUAACAAUGUAGUUGACAGCUUCAUGCGGGGCGAUACAAUUGCUGCUGAUGUAGGAAAAAGAGUGGUACUGCCUUCAAGUUUCACCGGAGGAUAUCGAUACAUGCAGCAGAAUUUUUCAGGAUUCACUGGCCAUUUGCAAAGAAUAUGGUCAUCCUGAUCUAUUCAUCACUUUCACGUGUAAUCCUAAAUGGGAUGAGAUUGAAACUGCAGUUCAGCUUUCUUCA